GAUUACAACACUCCUUAACUGUGGCAUUGAACUUUGAUACCAUUAGAGUUGCAUUUAAUAAAACACGUCUUAUAACCUACAAUGUCGCGAAAAAUAAAAGAUGUGGCCGGUGUGUUAAAAUACAUGAGAGGGCGUACAUCGUUCGAUCGCGUUUUAGAAAAGGUUAAGAUACUGUCAAUUGGAGACGGUACAUGUUUCGCUGAAUUAAAACUUGAAGAUGAGCAUGUGAAUAGCAUGGGUGUUUUGCACUCGGGAUUGGCCACCACGCUUGUCGACUGCAUUUCCGGGUACGCCCUUAUGACAAAAAUACCUAAUGCACAUGUAUCGAUUGACAUACACUUCAGCUUCACAAAGAAAAUUUUAAAAGGCGACACUAUACUUAUAGACGGUUGGGUUAACAAGUUUGGGAAAACUAUGGCUUUUUUGGAGGUGGAAAUGAGAGAUAAGGCGUCCGGGGAAACAGUAAUUAAAGGCACACACUCCAAAUAUAUUUUGUGAUAACGAUAUCUUUUUGCAUGUAAUUUGGUGUCACGAAGUGUGUUUUGUUGUUUUAUUACCACCAGUACGAGGAAUAAUAAAAA
Zophobas morio is the source of this 581-nucleotide messenger RNA. RefSeq names its product acyl-coenzyme A thioesterase 13-like. The coding region runs from base 82 to 498 and encodes 138 amino acids. The transcript has 3 exons. Gene Ontology annotation, molecular function: fatty acyl-CoA hydrolase activity. NCBI's taxonomy places the organism in Eukaryota, Metazoa, Arthropoda, Insecta, Coleoptera, Tenebrionidae. The record is from RefSeq and is a predicted model, not a curated record.